UGGGCGUUUGUCGCCGGAAAGAAAACUUGUAUUUCUUAUCAUCUUCCACCUCCGUCCAUCCGUGAGAGAGCGAGGGCUAGUCGGAGCCUGGGCGUAGGGGAUGAAUUGCGAGCGCCAUGGCUGACUGGACUCGUCGUAGAAUAUAAGCCGCCAAUCCCAACACAAUCAACUGCAACGCCACUCCGAUCGUGAGUCGCCGCCGAACCAUCCACCGCUUGUAGGAUGCCAUGGCCGGAGGGAAGUCGCGGUGAGCAUGAUGCCCCUCUUCCGACGGGGAAGCCAAGUCUCGGUGAGCGUGAUGCCCCUCGUACGUCAGAGCCGACGGGGCAGCACCUUUACCUCAUCUUUGAUGACUGGCCGUGGGGCUACAGCAUCCGCAAGCUAGAGUUGCCCCGCCGCUCUCCCCAUCAGCCGAGCAUGCGUCGGCCUGUUCAUAAGCGCUUGCCGCCUCCUCUCCUCCGCUUGGAGGCCACGCGUCAGGAGCCCAUGUUGUUCGCCGCCGUUGGCACUAACAUCAUCGCGGCGCAUUACAGGACUGACCUUGGGAAUGCCCCGGUCCCUGAAUGGAUCCUGACCAUCGUCGACGUCCGCUCGCUAGCCGUCAGGUUUGGCCCUGGUCUGUUGCAUCCAGGACUGCCCAUCUUGAUCACCGUCGGCAACGAGGUAUUCUCUCUGGAAAUGGACUGGUUCAGGAUGCUCUCCAUGAAGCCACUCUGCCCCCUGCAGGAGUGGUCGUGGUGCACCCUCCCGCCGCCGCCGGUAGAGAGCGAGGACGUCACCUCCUUUGCCGUAGGCUCCGAUGGACGGACCAUCUUCGCCAGCACCGAUUCUGCCACCUUCGCCUUCGACAUUGUCAAUAGUGAAUGGAAACAAUCCUCCAAUUGUUCGCUGCCAUUCGCCGGCCCUGCAAACUAUGUCCAUGCUCUAGACAUCUUUGUCGGGCUCUCAAAAGCCCCAGACACCUAUGGCCACCUCUGCUUCUGCAGGAAGUUGGUCGGUGACGAUGAAAACGUGAGGCCCAGCAAGGAGAAUCUGUUGAGCAAGGACCCAGCUGAGAGUCAUAUACGCGCUACACUCGUCUACUUGGGAGGAGGAAGUGAGCCUGGGUUUUGUCUUGUGGAGUGCGUCUCCAUUACAAAAGGCAAAUCUGUCAACAUGCGGCUGGAGGAGUGUGAUCAGCUGGUCAAGUGUGUGGAUGAGGGGAGUGGCAGUUGUGAUCAGCUCAAGAAGAAUGUGGAUGACGGGGAUGGCGUGUCCGGAAGCAUGCAUGAUGGGUAUCUUUACCGUUUGACGACAUUCUCUCUCAGCUUUGACAACAAUGGAGACCUGACGACUGGUGAGACUUGUAUGUUUUGUAGCAAAGAUCUUAUUGUAUGUUGACAAUACUCAACUAGCAUUAAUAUCAGGGCUCACUAAACCUUAUAACAA
Molecule: messenger RNA, 1428 nt
Organism: Brachypodium distachyon (stiff brome)
Lineage: Eukaryota; Viridiplantae; Streptophyta; Magnoliopsida; Poales; Poaceae
Exons: 2
Coding region: 223-1380 (385 amino acids)
Source: RefSeq, a predicted model, not a curated record